GCCACCCAGCCACCCAGGCCCGCCGGCCCUGCUCGGCGAGCGCACCAUGGCGGGCCCCGCGUCCCGGCGGCGGUUGCGGCGGCUGGCAGCGCUGGCCCUGCUCCUGGCGCUGGCCCCGGGGCCCCCGGCAGCCUGGGCCGGGCAGGUGCCGCGCCCCGCCGAGCGGGGGCCCCCGGUGAGGCUCUUCACGGAGGAGGAGCUGGCCCGCUACGGCGGGGAGGAGGAGGAUCAGCCCAUCUACAUGGCAGUGAAAGGAGUGGUGUUUGAUGUCACUUCUGGAAAGGAGUUUUAUGGACGAGGAGCCCCCUACAAUGCCUUGACUGGGAAGGACUCCACCAGAGGGGUGGCCAAGAUGUCUCUCGACCCCGCAGACCUCACCCAUGACACUACGGGCCUCACGGCCGAGGAGCUAAAAUCCCUAGACGACGUCUUCACCAAAGUGUACAAAGCCAAGUACCCCAUCGUGGGCUACACGGCCCGGAGGAUUCUCAACGAGGACGGCAGCCCCAACCUGGACUUCGAGCCCGAAGACCAGCCCCAUUUUGACACAAAAGACGAGUUUUGAUAUUCCUGGGAUUGUGUUCCUGAUGGGGCGCGGGGCAGGGAGACCCUCAGCUGCCCGAGCCUCUGGGCACCCGGACCCAAAUAAACCAGACGUUGAACCGGGAACCCUGAA
This is a messenger RNA of Lontra canadensis (Northern American river otter), 676 nucleotides long. It is a transcript of the gene NENF, whose product is annotated as neudesin neurotrophic factor. The record is from RefSeq and is a predicted model, not a curated record. Lineage: Eukaryota; Metazoa; Chordata; Mammalia; Carnivora; Mustelidae. Gene Ontology annotation, cellular component: membrane; endomembrane system. The coding region runs from base 47 to 565 and encodes 172 amino acids. The transcript has 4 exons.